Tetranychus urticae (two-spotted spider mite) is the source of this 2500-nucleotide messenger RNA. RefSeq lists its product as uncharacterized. The record is from RefSeq and is a predicted model, not a curated record. NCBI's taxonomy places the organism in Eukaryota, Metazoa, Arthropoda, Arachnida, Trombidiformes, Tetranychidae.
AUUACUCCAUGUUAUUGUAACUCUGAUGAAAUGCUAGGAAAUUAACGAGUGAGGCGACUCGUUGAGUUUAACUUGAUGCUGGGUUUACCUGGUAAACAAAUCAGUUGGGUUGAACUGUUCAACUCAACAACAUCAACAACAACUUCCACUUUUCACUCAUCUAUUCAUAAUAGGUUCAACUGUAAAUUUAACACCAUAUUGUAACAAAAUCCAUCAUAAUUGAUCAACUAAUUAUUUUUCAUCAUCUAUUUAUAUCAUCUUUACGAUUCUCUCUGUUCAUCUGUAAUUCAACAUCUUUUUCACUCAAUUUAAAUUUAUUCCUUAAAAUAACCUUUCACUUGAAAUAGACGCAAGUCAAGUUGUUGCCUUGAUUCGAGUCGGUGUAACCAGAAUAUCUCAACAUUUGGUUGCAUUUAUUUUGGGCUAAUCUACUGCCUUUACCUUUCCUUUGGUCAUAAUACAACCAAAUCUUUGUUCAAAUCUUAUUGUGAUCAACAGUGUCAAGUGAAUAUUUACCUGAAAUUGAUUGUCCAUUAAUCACUUGAAACUUCAACUUUAUUUUUACUCAACCUUCGAUUGGAUUACAGUUAUCAGAGGAAAAAGCAAAAUAAAGAUUGAUAUUCAAUCAAGUUUUUGCUCAAGUCAAGUCUGAUUGUUACCAAUCAAUGGAACCCAAUUGGGUCGACAAUUUACCCGAUGCUAACUAUGAGUACAUGGUUGGAAUACGAAAGCCACACUUUGAUCAACUUAGAGACAUUAUUGGUCGAUCCGGAAUUCACCCUGCUUCAGGUGAUUUAGCCUUGUAUCUGAUUAAAUUGAAACAUGCUUUACCUAAUCGCUUGUUGGCAUCAAUGUUUCGCUGUCCUUUGGCUGAUUGCAACUCAAAGAUUGACCGAGUUCGAAAAACACUUAGAUCUGAAUUUUCCUACAAAUACAUUGGUUUCAAUCGAAACAGUCGAUCCUUUGUUAUGACCAAGCAAACUCGUCGUGAUAUAAUCCAUGGAUUAAAUGUUCCAAAAGAUGCAGUUUUCCUGAUAGAAGACGGAAUUCCCUAUUUGAUUCCCAAUGAAAGCGAUUCUCUACCCAAACAUCUGUCACUUGAAUCACUCAUUGUUUUCAGUUCCACAGGUCACAUUGUUGAUGUAACCGGACCUGCAAUACUUGAAGAUAUAAAUGUUACUUCAAAUGGUCGAACUCCAGGUGAUGGAUCAGCUUUCGAUGGAAAUGGUUAUGAUGAUAUUAACCUAAACCUAAAAUAUCGAUCUGAAUGGUUACAAGAAAAUGAUGUUAUUGUUUCAAAUGCAAUUACUCGAGGUUUAGUUGAGUCAUUUGUAACAAAUGAUUUAAACAAUUACAAUGGACAAAACACAACAAACACUGAAUGUCUUCAACCUUUUGUCCCCAAAAUGGGCAACUUCAUGGACCAAAGUGAACUGGACAAUUUAAGAAGCUGGAUUGGGGCGGUUAGAGCAAUAAUACGACAAGUAAAACAUCGUAUUCGUAGUUUUAAAGCGAUUGAAAAGCCUUGUUGGCAAGACAGGUUAAACAUAAAUAGCGAUUUAAUGAACGUUUGUGCCAUGAUCAACUGUUUUCAAAUGAUAAGCAUUCCUCUGUGUGAUGACACCUUUGAUCCAACCUGUUCACCUGAAUAUCGUCGAUGGAAUUUCAGUCAUUGUAAACCUGAAGGACCAUCACUUUUAGAUGAAGCUGAUUUUCGUCAAAUAUCAAAAAAUCAAGUCUCGUUUCCGCCAAUGUCCAGAGAAGAUAUUCGAGAUCACACUCUUCAAGUUUACCAAGUAACUCGAGGAUAUGGAAUGAUGCGAUCGCUUUCAUGUUCAAACUCGUUUGAUUCACUAAACCCACCAAACAUUAAAGAUGUCUUCAUUUGGGAACCUUGUGAUUACCAAAUAAUGCUUAAAGUUGUACUUUCAUGUUCACAAUUUGAUUCAGAAUCAACAACCCAUUUCUGGUAUUCAAUAAGACAAAAUGAAACCCGAAUUGGUUGGAUGUGCGGUUGUGAUGUUGGUAGAUUGGGUUCGUGGUGUUGUCAUCAUGUUUCAACUGUAUUUAAAGAUCUUGGUUAUCGUUAUCAUCCAUUUGGCCCACCCAAUCUAGCAAUAUUAGUUCAUUAGAUUAAUCAAUUUAAUUCCUCAUCUAGUUAACAAAUGCCAUGACUUGCUCACUUUCCUUGUCUCCUCCACUCAAACAAAAUCUCAAAUGCCAAAAAAUGUCUAAACAAAAACUUAAAAACUUAAUUGGUUAACACGCAAAAAGAGUACAAAAAUAGUUUUUAAAUGUAAACAAAACUAAAAAUGAAAAAAUGAUCUCAUAUUGUUGACAUUUAAAUAUCAUUGAUGAAAACAAAAGUCAAACAAAAAUGUGAAAAUGAUAUAAAAUGUUAUUUAAUGUAAUUUAAUUAUCUAAUGUUAAUGUUGAAACUGUCCCACCCUUUUCCACCCAAACAUCAAUUGUUCAAAAAAAAUAAAUUGUUUCAAUUGAA